This is a messenger RNA of Paramacrobiotus metropolitanus, 2208 nucleotides long. RefSeq lists its product as uncharacterized. The record is from RefSeq and is a predicted model, not a curated record. The coding region runs from base 113 to 1891 and encodes 592 amino acids. NCBI's taxonomy places the organism in Eukaryota, Metazoa, Tardigrada, Eutardigrada, Parachela, Macrobiotidae. The transcript is spliced from 4 exons.
UUUGCUAUUUUGCGGAAGCUACAUUACUCGAUCCUACAAUUCCUUCAAAUUUGCGAUUUCUAUCACUCAAAAGUCAGAACCACAUUACACGGUGCCUUUAAUCUACAUCGACAUGUGGCCCAAACAAUCCGUUCCAGAGCUGCCAAUAAACAGCGUUGAUGUUUUGGGAGAAGACGGUGUGUUGCGCUAUGGGCACGUGGUGGAUGUGGCUGACAAUGGGCUUGUAAUUGACUUCCACUGUGCAGAUCGUCGCCGUGAACUUGUUCAUUUUAACAACGUUUUUCUUGCUACCUCUCGCCCUCUGUCCGGAAAAGACCUGGCCAAAAUCUAUGCAGCUGCACCGCCGGGCCCGCGGAUGGAUGUCCGCUGGCGCCAGAGUCCCGCCGAUCCAUGGGUUUGGUUUCCGGCUGAACUGGUCAAUCUAACACGCGGUGUGCAACACGUGACGUACGAUGUGGCAGUGGUGCGUUGGUGGAACACCGUAGAAUGCACGGAUGUUGUUCCUGUGCAGUGGCUUCGACGGCGCGUACCGUCUUCCGAUUCAUCCCAGGACGACGUGACUAUGACGGGCAUUAGGGUUCCCGUGAACAAGUGGACGUUUAAAAAGGGCCGCGUGCAGCUACCGCAGCGGUUUGCCUCGUUAACACCCGCCGCUGCCGAACAACUGGUGAAGGAACUCAAUUGUCGGUCUCGCAAAUAUUUUUGGAACAAAGAUUACCAACCACAGCUUGUCGUCGAUGUGCAAGACGGACACCUGGUCUACCUGGAGCAACGCCCAUCGGAACACACGGUGGACGUGGAUGUCUGUUUUGACGAAUGCUGGGCAAGUUUCAACCGAAUGGACAUGGGUUGGCGUCCAAAAUUACCGCAGCACGGACGUAUGGAGUGGAGCGCUAUGGAUGGGCCGGGAACAACGGAUGAGAGUGAUAUCACUAUCUUGACGACAAACGUGUUGCUGGAGAUCUUCUCCCAUCGCAGUACAAUGAUACAAACUUCGCUACGUAAAGUCUGCAGCGCGUGGAACUAUAUUCUGGACCUUACCACUUGCGUUGUCGUGCGACUACAUGAAGAUGAUAAACUGUGGUUACAGUGGAAUGAUGAGCGAAGCGACCAUCUCUUGCUGACACCAAUCUUCAAGUGUCUGCGCGCAUCGACGAAGUACAUCAUGGUGGAUUGUCGCCGAUGGCGGCUGGAAGGAGAUGACUUUCUGAAAGUGUUCGAAAUGAUAAACCACGUUGCGAAACACCGGGACAAAAUUCACCUGAACGCAGUCUUUCUACUGGGGCUUCGCGGGACCCUCCUUGGCGCCAGUACUGACUGCAGCAAGAAGUACUCCGGUAAACAGCACCCGGCUUUUAGACUAUGGAAAGCAGGGUGUCGUGUAGCCGGACUGGUCAGUCUCCGUGAUUUCAUGGGGGCGUGUCGAGAUCUUCCAUGCAACGCUCUCCUGUUCCGUACCUGUAAAUUCCGCCUGGAACUGUUAGCCGACGUCAUUGUGCCGACGGGGCUUGCUACCGGCCGUGGCCCUACUCUGCCGUAUCUUAACAUUAAAAUCUCCAGGGCCCGCUUUCAGCGGAGCAGCGACUACGAUUUGGGUUGCGCGGUGUGGGAUGCGUUGGACGGUGGUUUGCCGGCGGCCCGGGACAAAGAGUUGCAGCAUCUGUCGCGGUGGUUGGCAGCCGUCCAUGCCGGUCAGAUCGACAAGGCCUACAUCAGAUACUGCUGCUCGGUUCUGUGCGGAACGCAGUCAAUGGAUUCGCGUCCGCGAUCACACUGGUGGGGGAAGAAGUGGUGCGCUGACGGCCUGGCUGUUUUGCGGUGGGAAAAGUUGUCUCGCAUUGCACUGAUUUCUUUAAUUAAGAUGGUGCAGUUCUACUCGCCAAGAGUGUGAAUUAGCAGCGUUUAAGCGAAAUGCAGAAAGAUACAUUUAACCGUACUGAAUUAACGGAAGUUAUAAUUUUCUCGAGCGUUAUCAGAAGCAGUUCACUGUUCUGCGACAACGUUUCUCUGUGCUGCUCGUUUUGCUAGAAGUUAAGUACAGGUAAAAAUCCACCGAAUCGUUGCUUGAUGUUUGACUUGAAGUUGCACUCAAUUCAGACGGGGCAUGAUCGCUGCUGUAAACUACGUUGGUAUUGUACGAAUAGCGUUCAUCGUUUGCUUUGUACAUAAUUAUGUAUGUUUGUAAAGAUGGAUUUGUUGUAUGCUGUA